GCUUCACUUUGUUUUCAGCAGCCUGUGAUCAGUUGCCAGGCCCCCUUCAAAUAAGAAAAAAGGUUUUUUGGUUGACACCGCCAAACUCUUUUGAAAUCCAAUUUAAAAUGGAAAAAUUUGACUACAUUGUGGUUGGAGCAGGGAUCGAGGGUUCGUGGACGGCAUAUCAACUUAUAAGGGACUUGCAAAAGCCUUCGGUAUUGCUUCUGGAGAGGUUCCCUCUUCCUCACUCUCGGGGUAGCUCGCACGGGCAGACCAGGAUCAUCAGGCACGCGUAUCCUGAAAGUUUUCACACGGCGCUGAUGCCGCGGGCGUUCAGGGAGUGGAGACAACUUGAGAAAGACGCACAAACUGAUUUACUUAUAUCCAAACCACUUUUGUGCGUGGCCGACGAGAGUGGUUAUCAGGGCUUGGACAACACUAUUGCUAGACUGAAGGAGGAGCAGGCGAAAUCAAACAACACAAUUUCAUACAGCGAAUUGACGCCCAAAGAGUUGACAAAAGAAUUUCCGCAGGCUUCAUUUUCUAAAACACACCGAGGUUGCAUCGAGUACAGCGCUGGAAUUUUACUUGCUGAUAAGUGCUUAGCCACCGUUCAAACUCAAUUUAAAAAACUGGGCGGAGUUAUAAAAGACGGAUUUGUGGUGACGUCGAUUAUUCCCGGUGAACAAGUGCAGGUCAAAGGUCACCAUCAGGGCGUGGAAAAGACGGAGAUGGGCGGAAAGGUUGCAAUUUGCCCAGGACCUUGGGCCAAGAAAAUGAUUGAGCCUCUUUUGGGAAAAAAGCUACCCAUAAAAACCCUGCGAGUGCCUGUAUUUUACUGGAAGGUUAAAAAAGGUGGUCCAGGUGCGAUUCCUGCUUCGUUCAUUGACCACGGUGCAGGAGAGUUUUGGGGAAUACCUGAGGUUGAAUACAAAGAUAUGAUAAAGCUUUGCAGCCACAGUACUUCAGACGAGGCUGACCCUGAUGACAGGGACAAAAGUUUCGCACAUCCAAAUCAUGACGACCUCACUAAUUACGUGAGGAAAUUCUUUCCAGGGUUGGAAGAUACUCCGUCUAUCAUUGAAACUUGCAUGUACUCGGUAACGCCUGAUAACGUGAGCAUUAUAGACACCAUUCCUGGAGAGCCAAACAUUGCCUACGCUUGCGGGUUCUCAGGAACUGGAUUCAAGAAAGCUCCCUGCGUCGGGCUUAUGCUCAAAGGGCUACUCAAUCCUGAGGGUCCAAACGACGACUUAAUUCCAAUGGAGCCUUUUUCAUUUCAGAGGUUUGAAUAAAGACCCACCUUUACUCUUUGAUCAAGCACGUACUUGCAUUUAUAUAAACUAAUCUGCCGAAUAAAAGAUGAUAAGAAACUGAACA
Neocloeon triangulifer is the source of this 1362-nucleotide messenger RNA. RefSeq names its product peroxisomal sarcosine oxidase-like. Gene Ontology annotation, cellular component: peroxisome. The transcript has 8 exons. The record is from RefSeq and is a predicted model, not a curated record. NCBI's taxonomy places the organism in Eukaryota, Metazoa, Arthropoda, Insecta, Ephemeroptera, Baetidae. Gene Ontology annotation, molecular function: L-pipecolate oxidase activity; sarcosine oxidase activity; flavin adenine dinucleotide binding. The coding region runs from base 108 to 1277 and encodes 389 amino acids.